Molecule: messenger RNA, 564 nt
Organism: Menidia menidia (Atlantic silverside)
Lineage: Eukaryota; Metazoa; Chordata; Actinopteri; Atheriniformes; Atherinopsidae
Source: the annotation of a GenBank genome assembly
CCUGUUGUGUUGCUAUCAACUGUCGCUGGGCAACCUGGAAACAAAAUGACGGAGUUGCACCAGGCAGCAGCGGUAGGUGAUUAUGAUCAGGUUGUGGAGAUUCUGAGGCAGGAGAAAUGCAGUCCCAAUCACAGGGACAUCGACUGGAGUUACAAGACCCCUCUCCACUGGGCAGCAGCUAAAGGGCAUACAGAAAUAAUCAGGAUCCUCAUACAGCACGGAGCCAGGCCAUGUCUAAGGACAGAGCACGGAUGGACUCCAGCCCACUUUGCGGCAGAGUCCGGCAAGCUGGCUGUGCUGCGGCUGCUGCACUCGCUCCAUGCUCCCAUAGACAAAGAGGACUUCUGUGGAGACAAACCCAUGAGGAUAGCUGAAAUAUAUGGCCACAAAGACUGUGCACUAUUUCUUAAAAAAGCAGAGACGGAAUGUCAGACCUUCCGCGAAACGGCGGCUAAAGAGGGACUUCAGCUGGAUGAUACAGAUGAGGAAUGGGGAGAUCAAGGCAAAGAAAACAAGGAAAAAAGGAUUUCAUACAAGCAACAAUCGAAUGGAGAAUCAACUUGA